Molecule: messenger RNA, 1227 nt
Organism: Chironomus riparius
Lineage: Eukaryota; Metazoa; Arthropoda; Insecta; Diptera; Chironomidae
Source: the annotation of a GenBank genome assembly
AUGCGGUACUUUGAGAAUCCUUAUGAUGAUUAUAAAGGAGGUGAAGCUGCAAUUGAUAAGGACAAGAUAUUCCAACUAAUCGAGAAGUAUGUUAAUCAAAUAUUACACAAUAAAAACUAUAAAGACGGAGAUGUUUGGCUUUAUAUUGGAACAUCAGGAUUAGCUUACAUGUUUCUAAAACUACACCAAUCAGAAGCCUCAAAAGUAUUUCCUGAUUCUUUACAACAUGCAAGAGUAUAUAUUGAGCACGCAAAAAAGUAUAUAUCCAGAAAGGAACAAGAUAAGGCUAGCUUUUUGUGUGGUAAUGCGGGAAUUUAUGCAGUAUCAUCGAUUAUAAAUUAUGAGAUGAAAAACUUUUGUGGAUUUAAUGACGAUAAAAAGCAAUUCUUGGCAGGUUCCCAAAUCUGCAAAAGAAUUGUUUAUAAUAGCUAUGGAUCUGAUGAAAUCCUAUUUGGACGUGCUGGAUAUUUAAGUGGCAUUUAUUGGAUCAACCAAAAUGCACAAAAUCCAGAAGGAAUUAAUGACAUUAUUACUGAAAUAUGUAAUAUCAUGAUCGAAUCUGGAUAUGAUUAUUCUAAUCGAAAUGAGUUGAGCUUUCCACUUAUGUACGAGUGCUAUGGAGAUAGAUAUUUGGGAGCAGCUCAUGGAAUAUGUGCAAUACUUCAUAUGCUUCUUGAAUCGCCAUUAUUUGAUGGAAGCUUAGAGCAACUUGAUAAUACCCAAAAAAGUAUUAAAACUUGCGUAGACAUGUAUCUUGAAACGCAAUCUCAAGACGGUAAUUUCCCUUGUGUCAUCGAAGAUGCUGGAAAGGAUGAACAUACGCUUGUUCAUUGGUGUCAUGGAGGUCCAGGUUCCAUAUAUCUUUUCGGCAAAGCCUACCUCAUUUUUAAAGACGAGAAAUAUUUAGAUGCUGCCAUUAAAAUUGGAGAGUUGGUUUGGGAAAAGGGAUUACUUAAAAAAGGUCCUGGAAUUUGUCAUGGAGUUGCUGGUAACGGAUAUGUCUUUCUCAUACUUUAUAGACUCACAAAUGAUCAGAAAUAUUUGUAUCGUGCCAAUUGCUUUGCUGAUUUUUUAACAAAUGAAAUAUUUGUCAAACAUGCUCGUAAUCCUGAUCAUCCACUGAGUUUGUAUGAAGGAGUUGCUGGAGCUGUAUGCUACUUGUUAGAUCUUUUGGAACCUCAAAAAGCUUCUUUCCCAUUUAUGGACAUUUUUGAACGAAAGUAUUAA